AUGUCUGCCAGCAAAGUAGCAACUUUCAAGAUGUUCAGAGAUUACGAGCUAUCGGAUGGCGGUUCUUUAACAGCAGUCACACACAAUGGGCGGCACAUGACGCUUGUGACCUGUAGUGGGGAAUGCCUCGGAGCCGGUUGGGACGUAUGCAAGGCAGUGAACUUCCAAGAGGACCGACGAUCAUGCGUAUUGCUGUCAGAGCAAAGGAGCGCCACGAACACUGUUGUCCAGACUGCUGGUACUACGUAUCUGGAGGCGAGCAUUGCACCACAGUCGUGUCUAGACUGGAAUCGCGUGUACGGCAGCACAGUCAGUGGCAGUCACGUGAUCGACCCAGACGGCCCGUACACCGGUCUGGACCCCUUCCCAGUCUACUGCGACUUCCAAGAGAAUCCACCUGUUGCCAAAAUAUACCAUAACAAGGCCUCGGUCACCGUAGACGGGUAUGAGCCAAAUGCCUCCUUCCAGACUGACGUUGUUUACGAGUUGUCCAUGGCACAGAUGCUCAGUGUUAUUAACGCAUCAACGAGCUGUAAACAGUAUUUGAAAGUGAGGUGUAUUGGGACGUACUUUUUUGGGUCGCUAACAGAGGCAGGGCACAACAUCUACUGGAGUUCUCGCGAUGGCGAGAGGAUGCUCUACUGGGGCGGAGGAAAUCCGAACGGAUGGGGCUGCGCAUGCGCUCUUGAUAAUACCUGUGUUUCCUCCAAUCUGGGGCUUUGCAACUGUAACACUAACGACGGCAACUGGAGAGAGGACGAGGGCUACGUCACCGACACAUCCAAGCUGCCCGUGUCUCAGCUUCACGGAGGAGAUACCGGAAGUUCCGGUGAGGAAAUCCAUUUCACUGUCGGCCCCCUCGAAUGUGUUCUCUAG
Messenger RNA from Lingula anatina, 876 nucleotides. RefSeq names its product contactin-associated protein 1-like. Lineage: Eukaryota; Metazoa; Brachiopoda; Lingulata; Lingulida; Lingulidae. The record is from RefSeq and is a predicted model, not a curated record.